This is a messenger RNA of Cucurbita pepo subsp. pepo (vegetable marrow), 867 nucleotides long. RefSeq names its product protein LURP-one-related 17-like. NCBI's taxonomy places the organism in Eukaryota, Viridiplantae, Streptophyta, Magnoliopsida, Cucurbitales, Cucurbitaceae. The record is from RefSeq and is a predicted model, not a curated record.
GUUAAAACCCUCAAAAAUUCGAAAACAAAUCAACAUUCAACGAACACCGGAAGGAAUUAAGAUGCUCUUCUUCAAAUCUUCAUCCGGAGCAGUGCACCAGGAAUCCCAGCCGGCGGAGGAGGUCAAGAGAGGCGGCGACGGCGCCGCCGCGAUUGUCUCACUGACGGUGUGGAGGAAGUCACUGCUACUCACCUGUAACGGCUUCACAGUGAUUGAUUGUAACGGAAAUAUCGUAUACAGAGUCGAUAAUUACACCGGACGGCCGGAGGAAGUGAUUCUGAUGGACGGCCUCGGAAACUCCGUCCUUACAAUGUGCCGCUCCAAGAAGCUUGGACUAGCGGAGAACUGGUGCGUGUACGAAGGGGAAGUAGGAGGAGAAACUAGGGCUAGGAAGAAACCGAUAUGUCGAGUGAGGAAGAACAUGAACAUACUACAUGUCGCUCCGAAUGCGAAAGUGCUCGCAUACGUAUACGAUUACAGAACCUCGGAGAAGAAGUAUGCGUACAGUGUGGAAGGUUCGUACGGUCAGCGAUCGUGCAAGGUUUUGGACGCGUCGAGGACAGUGGUGGCGGAGGUGAAGAGGAAGGAGGCGGUGAAAGGCGGCGUUUGCUUUGGGGCGGAGGUUUUCCUUCUGGUGAUUCUUCCUGGUUUUGAUCCCGGAUUGGCUAUGGCUCUGGUUUUAGCUCUGGAUCAGAUGUUCUCUUAGAAUUCCAGUUUGAUUCUUCCUCUUCAUCUUCCUCUUCCUCUUCCUCUUCUGUUCUUGUGCAUAAUUUCUUUUGCAGUGCGUUUUGAUUUUGAUCGGGUUUUUUGUAAUCCUAUUUUUGUAAGAAUGAGCGUAAUAACAUUUGAUUGUCUAUUUCAUUUUCA